Drosophila grimshawi is the source of this 772-nucleotide messenger RNA. RefSeq lists its product as uncharacterized. The record is from RefSeq and is a predicted model, not a curated record. The transcript is spliced from 2 exons. NCBI's taxonomy places the organism in Eukaryota, Metazoa, Arthropoda, Insecta, Diptera, Drosophilidae. The coding region runs from base 100 to 507 and encodes 135 amino acids.
AUUUCAAUUGUCCGCAAGCGGAGCAGAGCAGCAGGUCGUCCACUCAGUGGAGUGUUUGUAAUCCCUGGUCUCAGACAGACAAAUCGUGAGAGGAGGAAAAUGUCCUGCGAUGAGAGUACUGCGCUGCUGUCGACUCGAAAGCAAAUACAAACACAACAACAACAGCUGCAGCAAGGACAUCAUCAAGAGGCGCACAUCAUUGUCGUGCCGCUGGGCAAGGAUCCAAAGGAUUAUGAGCCCAUUUUCACAACUGCUGACUACUCGUAUGGACUGAGUCUGGAAGAACUGCUGCCCUUCGGGCGGGAUCCCUGGUGGCAGAAAGUGCGCCGUUUGUGCUUUGGCUGCCUCUGGCUGACAUUUACGCUGACCCUUUUAGCAUCCUUGUACCUGGCUUAUUUCCAUGACGAUGCCAUUAUCUGUCGGCAAAAUAAACUGAUGAUUGCCACCACAGUGCCACCUCCACUUGCCCUCGUCAGCAAUGUCACCUUACUGAUGGCUGCCACCUAAAAGAUUGCAGUAAUCUCUGCACGAAGUGGAGCUGGAACAUUCAACUAUGGAUGCUGCAAUCGCGCGCAUUGGAUUACAUCAGCCAUCGGCAUAGCUUAGACUCUUUACUUGAUUAAGGCUUCCCCCAACACAGCUGGUGACUAACGCGAUAAGCUGACUGCGCGCAGAAGGGAGACGAGCUACACGAAUUGACUGACAUAAGGCUUAUCGCGACUUUCGACCUAUUUAUAAAUAUUGUAAAUAUGCAGAUCAAUUAUAUACAUAU